AUGACCCAAAAUUUAACGUAUCUGGAGCUAACGAAUAUUAAGCAGGAGAAGGGAGAUAGUCUCAGAAAUUUUAUGGACCGAUACAACAAGACCGCACGACAGGUGAGGGGAGUAGGCAAGAAAUUCAUAAUUAGUACUUUGGCCAUGGCGUUGGGGCCUAGCUCUUUUGCGGACAAACUGUUCGUAAAACCCCCUAUGACCCUAGAUGAAUUGCAAGAAAGAACUGCUAAUUUCAUCAGAAUUGAGGAGAUGGGAGUCGUCCAAAAGCGGCAACAUGAGCAUAAUAAUUCAACUUCAGGUCAAGAGAAGAAAGAGGGAAAGAAAACGUUCGUCCCAGAUGAGUGCCAAAAAGGCCAAAAGUAUAGAGAUGGUCCAAAAGGGCCAAAAUUUGAAAGGUAUACCCCGUUGAACGCACCGAGGGCUAGAAUUCUAGAAGAAGCUCUAAGUGUCGAUCUCCUUCCACCCUUGAGGCCUUUUCUAUCUUCAAAGAAAGCCGAUGGAACUAAACAUUGCACCUACCAUCUAAAUAUAGGGCAUAUCACUGAAGAUUGCACGGUGUUGAGGGAUAAGGUGGAGGAAUUGAUUCGGGCGGGGCACCUGAGGAGGUUUGGGAAGGACGAGCGGGUGGGGAGAAGCCUACCCAAGCGGGGUAGGACUAAACGAACUGAUAAGAGAGAUAAUAGACGUCCAGAUCAUAAGCAAAGCAGAAGUCGGAGUCACGACCAACCGCUGCGUGGCGUGAUAAAUACUAUAUCUAAAGGUGAGGAGAGCGACGAGGGCGUGAUCAGGGAAGUGGUGGUGAAGGAGGAGGAGGAGGUCCUUCUUGAGGGAGAGCAGUUGGUCGUCGGGGGAGGAAAGAUCGAUGAGAAAGACGAAGGCGGGGAGAGGGGGAGGGGGAGAGGAGGAGGGGAGAGAAGGAGAGUACUCGACGGUGCUGUAGGUCCACGUGCAAAUGAAUUUGAUCCACGUCAUUAA
Vigna angularis (adzuki bean) is the source of this 975-nucleotide messenger RNA. RefSeq lists its product as uncharacterized. NCBI's taxonomy places the organism in Eukaryota, Viridiplantae, Streptophyta, Magnoliopsida, Fabales, Fabaceae. Bases 1 to 975 code for a protein of 324 amino acids. The transcript has a single exon. The record is from RefSeq and is a predicted model, not a curated record.